Molecule: messenger RNA, 3548 nt
Organism: Ficedula albicollis (Collared flycatcher)
Lineage: Eukaryota; Metazoa; Chordata; Aves; Passeriformes; Muscicapidae
Gene: CFAP61
Product: cilia and flagella associated protein 61
Exons: 26
Molecular function (GO): oxidoreductase activity
Source: RefSeq, a predicted model, not a curated record
GCCCCUCAGGAGCCGCCCGCAGCUCCUCACAGCGCUCCCGGCUCGUGCAGCCUGGGAUGGCCACGGUCACCUCGUGGAGGGGAAUCACGGAGGUGGUCACUGCCAGAAGGACAGAGCCACGCGAUGUCCCAGGCAUUAUCGCCCUCUUCAGCCCUGACACAGAAGACCUCUUCGGAAGGAUUGAUGUCACUUACCUUUUAGAAUUAUCAAAUCUUGCUUUGACGCUCUGCAAUGAGAAGAAUGAGAUUUUAGCCCAUGCUGCCUUUCUGGACUAUCCGAACUGGAAUAUCACUGAUCAGGCUGAAUGGGAACCAUUCCUGCAUAAAAACUACCCUGACAAUAAGUGCACUCCUGUGAACACGCUCUUCGUGCAUCUCUUUGUGGCAAAGGAAGAAUAUGCAGCUGGAUGUUCCCAAGAAAUUGUUAGGAGCACUUUCAUCUUACUACCAGAACUGCAGUAUAUACUUCUCUUUAUUCCACCUGAGGAGAGGUUAGGUUUUAGUCAUUCAGAGCUGGACAUGGGGGAUGUCUUUGAAAGGAUGCUGCCUGCUGCAGGCUCUCCCAUGGAGAGAGGUUUCUCCUUGCUGGCGUGCCCCAGGCAUCGGUGUCACCCUCAGCUGUACGUGCGCCAGGCCAGGUUGGAAGAUUAUGAUGAUCUCAUGCUAAUCUGGACACCUCAAAGUGAGACUCUGAAGGAAACCUAUGGUGAACAUGUCCUUGUUGAUCUCAUAGAACGUGAAGGUGAAGAAAAACAGGCAGCUGUUUGUGAGGUUGGUGGCACUGCAGUAGGAUUCAUGAGCUUGUGUUCUCACGUGAACACUUCCUUGUUUCAAGAUUGUUUUGACUUGGGGCCUUUCCAUGGGCUCUGUAAACCACACCCUGAGGAUAUUCUCAAAGUGCCACGGAAGCCAAGCGUUCAUGGAGAUGAAGAUGAAAGCACCCAAGCCAGUGAAAAGCCAGAGCCUGUUUCAUCUCCAAGCUCGGAACAUGUUCCUGGUGCAGAUGCAGCUGUGCAGAAAGAGGAAACCCUGGCUGUCUCCCAGACUGAGCUGCCGGUAGGUGAUGGCAGCAGCACAGCCUCUGAAGGCUCAGCAGCACCUCUCCUGGAGACUGAUGAGGAGGGGGAUUUGCUUCCUGUGUACAGAGGAGCUUCAAAUGCUUUCCUUAUCCGUCUGUUUUUUAUUGAUGAGAAGUAUGAGACUAGGUCACUGGAUUUUUUGCAGUAUGCUUUCAGCGUUUUCCCAGACCGAGACCUGUGUGUGAUGCUGGUGCCACAUCACAUCCCGGAGCUGCCCCUGAUGCAGAGCUUUGUUCGGGCCGUGCCUGUCCCUUCCUGCACGUCCCACCUGGGCCGGGAGCUGUACGUGUUCCACCGUGCAGGACUGCUCACGUCAUUUAAUGUAAGAAAAGCAGUAACCAGUGACCUAGAGGGUAUAAAAACGCUAGUUGAAACUCUUAGCUUGAGUGAAAGGAUGUGGGAUGACUCCAAGAUAUUCACUGAGGCUCGCAGGGAACCAGAUGGGAUGCCAGUACAGGCUUUUGUAGCAGAAGUUGCAGAUCAAAUUGUGGGUGUUUCCGUCACUAGGGACGAAAUGGAUAUUGAAUAUAUUCGAUCACAUUACAACAUUGAGGACUUCAUUCUUUUUCACCACCACCAGCAAGAGGAACAUGGCCAUCUUUGCCACUUUGUCUUGAAUCCUGCAUUUCAUCACUAUACAAAAUACUUCCUGAAGGAGAUUCUUCGUUUGGGUCACAAAUCUUCUCUUUACUACCCUAUUUAUCCAGAAUAUGUGGAGGGCAAGCUGCAGCGUCCCUGUGCCCAUUCCCUGACAUCUGCCCUUCAUGCCAUGGCUCCCGUGCGGCCCAGACGACAGAUUGUCUAUCCGCUGCGCGAGCUUGGCGCGAACGCGCCGUCGGAGCGGCUCUCGGCGGAUCAGCCGAAAUAUUCUUUGAACCACACAAAUCGAAAGCUGGUGCUGGAAUCCAAAGUGUGCAUCAACACUAGAAUUGUGGUGGUUGGUGCAUCUGAUGUUGGAAUCUCUUUUCUGGAAACACUGGUUUUUUGGCCACGUCUGAAGUUCAACAACCUGACCUUGAUUUCCAUUCAUGGACUUCCAGGAAAAGACCCACAGAGCUCCAAGUAUAGAAGAUUUUUAAUUAGCAGCCACUGUUUUGAUGAUGAAGAUUAUGCCCAGAUGUCACUUUGUUCCUGGGUUAACGUCGUGGUUGGGAGGAUGACGGCCAUAAACCGCCGUGCCAAGUGCGUUGUGGUUGACAAGGACAAGGAGGUGCCCUACGACUACCUGGUGCUGUGCACGGGGCAGAGCUACCAGGCCCUGGCUCCCGUGGAAGCAGAGGUGAGUGGAGCCCCGAGUCAGUGGCCGCAGAGGUACCUGGGGACAGUCCCUGCCAAUCACUUCACUCCCAACGAUGCUCAGGACUGCUUGGAGGCUGCACACUGGCUGGAGGAGAACCUUGACAGCUCCACAGGGAACGUCAUUGUCUAUGGGAACACGAUCGACAUGUACACCACGGUGGAAGCCCUGCUGUCCCUGGGGAUCGAGGGUUCCCACAUCCAUGUGGUGCAGGCUCCGCUGGGCUGUGGCAGCCCCUGCCUGGAGGAUGAGGCAGUGCAGGGCAGGGUGCAGGAGGCCCUGGCUGAGGCAGGUGUGACCCUGCACCCCGAGCGAGUCCUGGCGCGGUGGGAGCGCGACGAGCGCGGGCACAUCAGCGGGGCGGAGUUCGGCAGCGCCGAGGGCGAGGCACUGCGGCUGCCCUGUGCUGCAUUUUUCAGCUUUGCCUACAGGACACUGGAUUAUGAAACCUUCAAGGCUGCCAGUGAUGCUUGCCUUGUUCUUGAUGGAAGAGUUGUGAUUGAUACCAAAUUCCACACCAACGAUGCCAACAUCAGGGCUGCAGGUCCCAUGACGAAGUUCUCCAGGAGAUACUUCAGGGAUGAUGUGACACACAGCAACUUCAACUCCAAGGAGAUUGGCUUUGAGCUUGCUGCUUCCAUGCUGAGUCUCUUUGAUCCAACCUCUCAGCCCAGUUCUGAGCCACCAGAAGGCUCAGACAGACUCAUCCCCGUAUACAAAAUGUGUAAAAUUCAAGGUGGUGUUCUUCCUGGAGGUUAUAACUACUUGCACAUUUCCAAGCCUGGAGUCCCCACGUCCUUGGAUGUAGCACAUGACACAUGUGAUCACGGCACGCAGAUUGUGACCGGGGAGGCCGCUCGGGGGAAUUACUUCAGGCUGCGCUUCAGCAGGUACCACGUGGUGGACAGCAUCACCUGCUUUGCCGAGGAGCCCUUCCCUGUGUCCAACUACGUGUGCCUGCUGGGGCAGCACGAGCGGCUGCUCAACGACCUGUACUACCGCUGGAGGGCCGGGCAGCUCACCGACCUCUACAGCUACUUCAGGGAACCUUGGUCCAUGGCCAUCUAUCACGAUCGGUUUAUUGAUCUGCAGAAGGAACUGCGCCAAACCCUGAUGUCAGAACAGGAGCCCGGCCAGCCGCCCGCCGCCGAGCUGCGCCCCGAGCCCCGACUG